Messenger RNA from Thunnus maccoyii (southern bluefin tuna), 3126 nucleotides. RefSeq names its product sterile alpha motif domain-containing protein 9-like. Lineage: Eukaryota; Metazoa; Chordata; Actinopteri; Scombriformes; Scombridae. Gene Ontology annotation, cellular component: cytoplasm. Bases 326 to 2434 code for a protein of 702 amino acids. The transcript has 5 exons. The record is from RefSeq and is a predicted model, not a curated record.
CAGGUUGUUAAACACAGAAGUCAUUCAGAAGCUCCUGCAUGUCCACUUAGGAGGUUUCUGGAGCUUUCAUCUGCAUCUUUCAGUCUUCCCUUCCCUUUGGGGUGAAUGGAGUUUGUCAGUUGAUGCAGAGAUAGGCUCUAUUGCCAGCCACACACCUGCUGGAACUCAAACAGGAAUCUGCAAAGGACCCAACAGAUUUGGCCAGAAAAUAGAUCACAUCAUAAGUGCUGAUGCAGGUAUUUGAAUACUGCUGGACCUUUUUGAUGCAGAACUGAAGAGAGAAAACUGAAUUUUCAUCUUCAUUUUGAAGUCUAAGCUUACCAUCAUGGAACAUAGUUUAGCAGAAACCCCUCAUACAAAUGAGACAUGUUCAGCUUGUGGCGAUGAGUCAGGAAAAGAGAAAAUUGAACAGUAUGCGAAAGAAAACUGUAAUUCCACCAACACGCAACUCUUCUCUUUUUUGGCACUGCUGAACGCAUACAUUCCUGAGUCCUAUCUACUGAUGUCAGAGUGUCAACAGAUACUUGGGCCACCCGAUCCCAUCCAUGGAGGCCCCCCUUUUGAAGAGAGAAUGAAGCCUUUUACCCCUUUUAUCAACACAUCCAGUCCAAACCCUGAAUGUGUAUGUAUGGUUUGCCCGGUGUUUGCAGAGUGGUCUUUGACGCUACUGGCUAAUUCAGGGAUUACCAGGAGUACUACAGUGAAGGAACUGAUGUUCUCACUUUGUGGGGAUCAGCCCGAACAACAUAUAAUCCAGUUCAUUAAAGACUUGUUGACAAAGAGAGAAAUUGGAGAAAGGGGUCAAGAGAAGUUCUCAAGGUUGAUUCAAGAUAUUCAGGAGAAUGAGAUUUUUUCCCAUGCUUUCUCUGUCUUGACAACUGCAUCACAAAAAUUCGAACAAAAUGCAAUUUUCCCCCAAACCAUUUCCCGUCUCAACUACAUCAGCAGAAGUACCCCUGACUAUCACAGAGCUGAAGUUUGGGCAAAGAGGGCCAUUAAAAGAGCACCCGACAGCUCUCAUGUAGCUGACACUCUUGGUCAGAUUCAUAAGAACCGUUUGUUGAGGGAAGCCAAGCAACCAGAGGGAAUUUUAGACAGGGCAGACAAGGCAUUCAAAGCAUUCAAAGAUGUGGAGAAAAAAGCUGAGAAAGAAGAGGGCCCAGAAAUGAUGGACACAACAGGUACUGUAAGCACUUCAAAUUCCUUCAACAACAGAGGCCUUUUUGGCUUCAUGCAAGUGGCAAAGAUCACCUAUGAGAAACUCUCUAUGCUGCACAAACACAAGAGGUUUUUCCAAGACUUAAAAAUGGAAGUUGAGGACAAGUUUGACUUUUUUGAGUGGUACCUAACCUACUCCAAGCCUGACAUGACAACCUUAGAGCCAUCUUACUUCUGGAAGGAUGUUGUACUUUGUUAUGAAUACUAUACACACAAAAAAGCAGCUGAAUCCACCAGCUUUCCAGGCCUUUUAGAUCGUCUGAAUCAUGGCCUUUUCACAUCGAAGGGAAGACGUGCUGGGUUUGAGGAGGAUGUGGAAACAGUUUCUGAUUUAGAGGCAACCCGAGAUGUUUUAAAAACUACUUAUGAGGCAAACAUUGAUGAUGUCAAAGCAGCUAAAAGGUACAUCCUCUCCAACAUCAUCUUGAGCAACAAGAUGCCUAAUUCUCCUCAGCUCACCCAGGUGAGAGAGCUCAAAAUAGUAUUACAAAGAUUCAUGGACACAGAAGUGGGUCGCAGAAGCCCUGAGUAUUACCUUUUGGUUCUGCUGUUGUUUUGGCCUGAGGAACAUCCUCAGGAGGUGCAAGAAGAGGAAGAUGAAGAAGAAGAACAGGCCACAGAGGAUGAUGGGUCAGAAGGAAAAACAUGGGAAGAUGAGAACAAUGAUGGAGAACAAGAAACAGCAGUAGAACCUGCACAAUUGCCACUUGAUCUCAUACUUGGCCUUGAUCUGCAACAAUAUGUCACAUUCAUGGAAGACGCUUUUGAGAGAGCCAAGUACGCCAAGUACCUUCGAGGACGUUACCUUUUGCCUCUGUUUUUUUUGGGAAAGGGCUGCGGAUUGUGCAAAUGGGUUCACAAGUCAAGGUUGGAUGCAGUGGUGGAAGAAAAGGUAGAUGCUGAGCUAGCUAAUGGUCCAGGUGAAAGAAGUAAGGAGAAAUGGGAGCGGAUCAAUACAAUGUGGAGCAAUGGGGAUGUUUGGCAAUUCCCGGAGAUCCAAGAUAUCCUUCUUCCGGUCCAGGUUGAGCCUUGUCAAUCUCCCACAAUACCACUGGAGAAUAACAAACAGGAAGUGUUUGUUUGUGCUGAAGGGAAGAAAAUAAAGGCUACAAUAGUGGUUCAACCUGAUGCUCCAGCAGGGAGUACCAUGCUUUUCUAUCUUGGCUUCACCAUUCAAGGUCCUGUUGUCUUCAAAGUGGGAAUUCCUCACUACUAAUACUUUGGGACUAUAAUAAGAAUGCAACAAGCAUUAGCACCUACAACCUUGCAAAGUGUUGUAAAGGGGAAAUACUAAGGAGCCUAAAAAUGAUUGCUUUUGGGACAGAAAAGACAUGAAAGCAUGAAAAAGUAACCAUAAGGGGUAAAUGUUCAGCUGUGUUCAGAUGAAUCAUCUAUGAUGAAUCAGCUGAUUGGUGGUGGUGUUAUUAUGUUCAUUUAACCAUUCUGAAUGAUCGACUUUUGUGAGGGUUGAUAAAUGUAAAAAACAUUUGUUGUUGACAUUAGACUUUAAAAUAAUCAUCAUGUUGGACAAUGGCAGUAUCUUAACCAGGUGCUUUAAAAUAAAAGCAUAUUGUAAUCAUACUUAAGUUAAUGUUUGGAUAUUGAAGACAUAUUCAUCUGAAAAAUGCUGGUAGUGACAGUCUGAAUCUGAAAGGCAUUAUUUUUUCCCUAAGAUGUUUUCUAAUAUAUUGUCUGUCUGUCUAUCCUACUUGCGUAUAAACAUAUAUAGGAUGUAAAAUUGUUGUAUUGCAUUGGAUUUUUGCAGUGUUUUAUUAUAUUUUAUGUGCUGCUGGUUACCUAGAUGUGUUAUGUAUGUGUAUUCUAACAUAACUAACUAUUUUUAAAGGCAUAUAUUUUGAAAAUGGCACUGAAAAUAAUCAUGGGUGGUCUUUCAUGCAGUUGUUUUGA